Exophiala oligosperma is the source of this 1287-nucleotide messenger RNA. RefSeq lists its product as uncharacterized. The transcript has 2 exons. The record is from RefSeq and is a predicted model, not a curated record. Bases 1 to 1287 code for a protein of 428 amino acids. Lineage: Eukaryota; Fungi; Ascomycota; Eurotiomycetes; Chaetothyriales; Herpotrichiellaceae. Gene Ontology annotation, biological process: secondary metabolite biosynthetic process. Gene Ontology annotation, molecular function: FAD binding.
AUGAUUUCCCAGUCUGAACACCGUCUUUCCGUCGCCAUAGUCGGCGGGGGUAUUAGUGGUAUACUUACGGCAAUCGGGCUGAUGAGGUAUCCUCAUGUCCAGGCUAAUGUCUACGAAGCAGCAGAAGAAUUUGCUGAAGUCGGCGCUGGUCUCCUGCUCGGUCCCAACGCCGUGAGGGCGCUCAGAUGUAUCUCGCCGACAGUAUACGAGGCGUAUUUGAAGUUACAAACCGGCAACCUGGAUCGCAAACACAAAAACACGUGGUACGACUUCGUCUAUGCAACUGGAACUCACGCGGGGGAGAAAAUCUGCUCUGUCAAAAGCGAGACUGGGCAAAGCAGCAUCCAUCGAGGGAAGUUCCUCGACGCACUGGUCAGUGUUCUCCCCAAGGAGAAUGCCCAUCUCGGAAAGCGUCUGAAGUCUAUCGAAGAGUCCGAACACGUCGUCACGCUACACUUUCACGACGGAACAACUGCGCAAGCAGAUUGCGUGGUCGGGGCAGAUGGCGUUCACUCGGCCACGCGCAAGUUCGUAUUUCCUGAGAAUUGGCAAGAGUACGAGCCGGUUUUCACCGGUGUAGUCGGUUACAGAGGGCUGCUACCCAUGGAAGAGGCCCGCAAAGCAAUGGGAGACGAGCUGGCCAUGAACUCGUUCACGUUUUGCGGUAACAACUGCGUCACGGCCUCAUUUCCCAUAGACUUUGGUGCUACAUUCAAUCUCAUCGCGACAAAGUCUGGGUCAAAGACUUGGGAAGGCCCAUGGGUACAAUCGACGGAUUUCGAGGAAAUCGAACGAGUUUUCAGUGACUGGCCCCCCGAGACUUUCAAGCUACUAAAGGCUCUCGAUCGCCCAAACAUCAUGAAGUGGUCGAUCUGGAAAAUACCUGAUAUUCCGCAGUCGCACAGGGGAAAAGUAUGUAUCAUUGGGGACGCAGCUCACGCGGCACUACCAACUCAUGCAGCAGGCGCCGGUCAAGCCAUUGAGGAUGCUUGGGUCAUGUCAGCCGUAUUGGGAAACAUCAAAGAAGUAAGACACAUCUCGGCCGCUUUCCGUGGAUACGACAAGAUUCGACUUCCACGUGCCCAGCUCAACGCAAAACUGAGCGAUGAAGCACUCGAGAUCUUCAACUUACGACGCAUCGGGGUGCUCGACGAUCCAACGGCGCUUAGGAAAGCCAUUCAGUACAGGAUGGACUGGCUUUGGAACAGAGAUAUUGCUCUCGAGGCAGAACAAGCCUGCUUAGUUGCGGCCAAUAUCGUGGCGGAUGAGCUUGAUCAACAGAUUUGA